Messenger RNA from Monoraphidium neglectum, 932 nucleotides. RefSeq lists its product as hypothetical. The record is from RefSeq and is a predicted model, not a curated record. The transcript has a single exon. The annotation marks the transcript as partial. NCBI's taxonomy places the organism in Eukaryota, Viridiplantae, Chlorophyta, Chlorophyceae, Sphaeropleales, Selenastraceae.
AUGCGCACGCCUGGGACUCGCACGAGGCCGCCUCAGCCGCAGCCGCAGCCGCAGUCGCAGCCCCACUCGCCCGCCGGCGGCGCCGGCGGCCCGUUCGCGCCGCGCGGCUGUGACGAGAUGCUGCCGUCGCCGUUCACCACGGUCCCUAGGUACCUCAUCGCCACCGCCGCUGCGAUGAUGUCAUCGCCCUCCGAUGUCCCCAGCACGCCCGCGGACACGCCGCGCUCCGUCAGCCCGCGCGCCGGCUCACGGGACGCCGCGCCGCCGCCGCCGCUGCUGGCUGUCGCUUCGACGCCGCCGGAGCGCCCGCGGAGCGGCGCCGGCGCGCGUAGCACUGCGGGCGCGGGCGCCUCGCCUGGGCGCGCGUCGGCGGCGGCGGCGCCGUCGCCUCCGUCGCCGCCGCGGCUGAUGCAGGUGUGCUCGGAGCCCCCGGACAGGCCGCGCGCCGCGUGCACGCCGCUGGCCGGGGAGUGCGCCGACGGCGCCCCUGUGUCCUCCGGGCCGCCGACCAACUACCGGCGCGGCCGCUUCAGCGUUACGGUCCAGCAAGGCGAGACGCCGCGGCAGGCGGCGGCCCAGUUGCCAGCGAACCAGAGCCUGCCAAACCUGCAGGCGGCGGCGCCCGAGGGUGCGGCAGCGGCGGGGGCGAUGCGGCACAGCGGUAGCGCCGCGGCGCUCGGCGCCGCGCCGGGCGCGCCGGCGCCGCAGCAGCCCCAGCAGCAGCAGCAGCAGCAGCAGCAGCAAGCAGCGCCCACGCGCGCGCCAAGCGGGCAGGCGCCCGGCAGCCGGCUGCGGCGGCAGGCGGGGCCGGAGGAGCCGCACCUGUCUGGUGAGCAGGCGCAGUGGGCGGCGGCCCAGCAGCGGCAGCAGGCGCAGGCGCGACAGAAGUCGCCACGCGGCGCCGCCGGGGCUUCGGAUGCCGCGGCUGGCGC